AUGCUGAGCCUCCUCCUGCUGCUGGUGGCUGGCGGCAGCCAGGCCACAGGGCUGCCAAACUCACGGGUGGUCAACGGGCAGGAUGCUGCACCCUAUAGCUGGCCUUGGCAGAUCUCGCUGCAGUACGAGCGGGACGGCACCUUCCGCCACACUUGCGGGGGCACUCUGAUCGCGCCCAACUGGGUGAUGACGGCCGCACACUGCAUCUCCUCCUCGCUCACGUAUGAGGUGGUGCUGGGCGAGUACGACAUGGGUGCCAGGGAGGGCUCCGAGCAGCGCAUCCCCGUGGCCCCCACCGACAUCUUCGUCCACCCCAAAUGGCAAAGCUCCUGCGUGGCCUGCGGCAAUGACAUCGCCCUGCUGAAGCUGCAGCGCCUGGCGGUGCUCAACACUCAGGUGCAGGUGGGGCAGCUGCCGCCGGCGGGCACGGUCCUGCCCGAUGGGUACCCCUGCUACCUGAGCGGCUGGGGGCGGCUGGCCACGGGGGGGCCACUGCCAGAGCGGCUGCAGGAAGCGCUGCUGCCUGUGGUGUCCUACGAGCGCUGCACCCAGCCCGACUGGUGGGGCAUCCUUGCCAUCCGCCACACCAUGAUCUGCGCCGGCGGGGCAGAGAAGGCCGGCUGCAACGGCGACUCCGGGGGUCCCCUGAACUGCCAGGCAGCCGACGGGCACUGGGAGGUGCACGGCAUCGCCAGCUUCGUCUCAGGGCUGGGCUGCAACGCGCCCAAGAAGCCGACGGUCUUCACCCGUGUCUCCGCCUUCGAGGACUGGAUCGCCGAGACCAUGAGCCAGAACUGA
Messenger RNA from Haliaeetus leucocephalus (bald eagle), 798 nucleotides. RefSeq names its product chymotrypsin-like elastase family, member 3B (gene CELA3B). Gene Ontology annotation, biological process: proteolysis. NCBI's taxonomy places the organism in Eukaryota, Metazoa, Chordata, Aves, Accipitriformes, Accipitridae. The transcript is spliced from 8 exons. The coding region runs from base 1 to 798 and encodes 265 amino acids. The record is from RefSeq and is a predicted model, not a curated record. Gene Ontology annotation, molecular function: serine-type endopeptidase activity.